ACAGAAAAGUUAUGAAGGUUACCAGGUACUCCGUAUGGAGUCAGUCAGCCAAGAACAAGCAAAGGCUUUGGCAACACUAAUGGAUGAUCCCAAGCUUGAUUUCUGGGAUUUCCCACGUGACUUGAUGGUACCACCUUCCGAAAUGAAAAGGGUGACGAGUUUUCUCAAUGUCCAACGAUUGAAGUACAGUGUCUGGAUGGAAGACGUUCAAGAGAAAAUUGACGGCGUUUUCAGUGACAUUCCUAGAACUGAAGAGUUUGAUUACUUCGUUUAUCACACUUAUGACGAGAUUAUUGCUUGGAUUGGCGAUACUGUCGCAACUAACAGUGACAUAACGAGUUCUGAAUCUAUUGGAACGAGUUAUGAGGGUAGGGAUCUUCCUGUACUGAAGUUGGGUAUAGACACUGGAAAAGUCAAGAAGGUCAUCUGGUUUAAUGGUGCAAUACACGCUCGUGAGUGGAUUUCUCCGGCAACUGUCAUGGCGAUUACUAAUCAACUGAUUGUAGACUACCGUGCAGGAGACCCUGACAUCACAUUUUUAUUGGAAACUUACGACUUUCACAUUUUAAUAAUGUUCAAUCCCGAUGGCUAUGACUACACGUGGACGAAUGAUCGUAUGUGGCGUAAGACUAGAUCUCCAAAUGACGGCAGCCCUUGCGACGGAACUGACCCUAACAGAAAUUUCGACUAUGAAUGGGGAGGACUCGGCGCCUCCACUCUUCCAUGCGGUUCAACAUAUCGUGGGUCACAUGCUCUAUCUGAAAUUGAAGUCGUAAAUGUUGAGGGCUACCUCACUACCUUGUCUGCCACUCAGGAGCUAUUCAUGUACAUCGACUGGCAUAGUUACUCUGAACUGAUGCUCUCUGCGUGGGGAUAUACAGAUCAAUAUCCAGUCGAUUAUGCUGAUAUGGAUGCACACAUGCAAGUGCAUACUCAAGCUAUGGGUGCGGUACACGGACACUAUUAUGAAUACGGAGCAAGUGGAGUAACAUUGUAUCCAACAUCAGGCACGACUGUAGACUGGGCUUAUGGCGACCGCGGCAUCAUCUAUGCGUACACAAUCGAACUCCGUGAUACGGGUGAAUACGGAUUCCUGCUUCCUGAAGACCAGAUACAACCAACUGCAGAAGAGAAUUAUGCCGGACUCAUCGCCGGCCUGUUGUUCAUCACACCCUGAACCAUAAUAAUAUCUUGAUAUAAGACUACAAAUACAAUGACAAAGUAAAUAUUUGAGAUCACUAGAAUA
This is a messenger RNA of Saccoglossus kowalevskii, 1246 nucleotides long. RefSeq lists its product as uncharacterized. The record is from RefSeq and is a predicted model, not a curated record. Gene Ontology annotation, biological process: proteolysis. Lineage: Eukaryota; Metazoa; Hemichordata; Enteropneusta; Harrimaniidae. Gene Ontology annotation, molecular function: zinc ion binding; metallocarboxypeptidase activity.